Messenger RNA from Magallana angulata, 3977 nucleotides. RefSeq lists its product as uncharacterized. The coding region runs from base 226 to 2916 and encodes 896 amino acids. The record is from RefSeq and is a predicted model, not a curated record. The transcript is spliced from 19 exons. NCBI's taxonomy places the organism in Eukaryota, Metazoa, Mollusca, Bivalvia, Ostreida, Ostreidae.
CCCACGUGUAUCUGGUCACGGCCUUGAUUUCUUUACUAUGACAUACCCUUUUUAUUGUCGGAAUUCAUACCAUUUUACAGCGUCCUGUAUAUAGGACGCGCUUCAUUUUGGCGUUUAAUUAUCAUCGGUAGAUUGGGGGCUCUAAAAGGGUCUAUUUACGUAUAACUGGGAUUGAAGAAAAAAGCAAACUGUCUAUAUACCUGUGAUCAAACAAAAACAUAAAGCAUGACUUCUGCAUUUGUGUGUGCCAUUUUGCUUAGCGUCAGGUUACUUGCAUCUGCACAGAACAUUCAGAUACAAGCCCUCCCGCCGACUGUCAAUUACGGGGAGAAUGAUUUGGUCAUCGUGUGUUCCAUCACCAACCCUUCACAACUUGCUGCAGUGUACUUCAUAGAGCUACAGAGGAACUCUAGUACAUUGUUUGAUGGUGUAGUGUCAGUAGUUACAGGACAAACAUCACCAAUACAAUGGAAGGACUUUGCAUUACGGAACCGGGCCUCUGCCACUGCGAGCAUAGACCCUCCAAGCACUGCACAACUGAGAUUGACAAUAGACAAAAACAGUGUACAGUGUCCUUCUGACUUUAAGAUGUACAUGUGUAGAAUGUCUGGCUUUAGUUCUAUUGCAUCUGAAGCAGUCACACAGGAGACAAGUCCAAUCAUAAUUUCCUACAUUGUGAAGCCAGCUGUAAUUGAAGUGCCCCGGGUGAAGAUCCUGAAUGAGCUCUAUGAUACGCCAGAUCGACAGUUUCCUGUUGGAACUGCGAUAACAUUAACCUGUCAAGGACAGGUAGGAAGUGACGGAAGCAACACUAUCAGAUGGUGCGCCCAAAAGACCAAUGAAAUCAUGUUCACCGGAUUGCCCCAGACCCCGAUCAACUCAGAGGCCUCUCUAUCAGGGUGUCAGUACACAAGGUCCAGUACCAUCACAUACAACCUGACCAGUCAAGACACCUUUACAAAGUUCUUAUGCGAGUCAGGAGAUACCGGUUUGUGUGGGACGGGGACCGCCAUACAAUAUGUCAACAUCAGCACUACUGUUACAGAAGGGUCCUCUACCACCAGUGCUCCUUCAACAGAUGAUUUGUCUCCUAGUCCCAGUAUUCCAACGACAGAUGCAUCUAUCCAGAACAUACAUAUACAAGCCUUCCCACAGACAGUUAAUUACAGGGAGAAUGAUUUGGUGCUCGUGUGUUCCAUCAUUAACCCUUCACAACUCAAUGCAGUGUACAACAUAGAGUUACAGAAAAACUCAAGUACAACAUUUGAGACUAUUGUAUCAGUAGCUACUGGGCAAACACCAUCAGUACAAUGGAAGGACUUUGCAUUACGGAACCGGGCCACUGCCACAGGGAAUAUAGACUCUCCAAGCACUGCACAAUUAAGAUUAUCUAUAGACAAAACCAGCGUGCAAUGUCCUAACGAUUUCAAGAUGUACAUGUGUAAAUUUUCUGGAUACAACUCCUAUUCAGAGAAGAGUGUCACACAGGAGACGAGUCCUAUCACCAUAUCUUACAUUGUGAAGCCAGCUGUAAUUGAAAUGCCCCGAGUGAAGAUCCUGAAUGAGCUCUAUGAUACGCCAGAUCGACAGUUUCCUGUUGGAACUGCGAUAACAUUAACCUGUCAAGGACAGGUAGGAAGUGACAAAAGCAACACUAUCAGAUGGUGCACCCAAAAGACCAAUGAAAUGAUGUUCACCGGAUUGCCCCAGACCCCGAUCCACUCAGAGGCCUCUCUAUCAGGGUGUCAGUACACAAGGUCCAGUACCAUUACAUACAAUCUGACAAGGGAUGACACCUUUACAAGGUUCAUGUGCGAGUCUGGAGAUACCGGUUUGUGUGGGACGGGGACCGCCAUACAAUAUGUCAACAUCAGCACUACUGUUACAGAAGGGUCCUCUACCACCAGUGCUCCUUCAACAGAUGAUUUGUCUCCUAGUCCCAGUAUUCCAACGACAGAUGCAUCUAUCCAGAACUUACAUAUACAAGCCUUCCCACAGACAGUUAAUUACAAGGAGAAUGAUUUGGUGAUCGUGUGUUCCAUCAUUAACCCUUCACAACUCAAUGCAGUGUACAACAUAGAGUUACAGAAAAACUCAAGUACAACAUUUGAGACUAUUGUAUCAGUAGCUACUGGACAAACACCAUCAGUACAAUGGAAGGACUCUGCAUUACGGAACCGGGCCACUGCCACAGGGAAUAUAGACUCUCCAAGCACUGCACAAUUAAGAUUAUCUAUAGACAAAACCAGCGUGCAAUGUCCUAACGAUUUCAAGAUGUACAUGUGUAAAUUUUCUGGAUACAACUCCUAUUCAGAGAAGAGUGUCACACAGGAGACGAGUCCUAUCACCAUAUCUUACAUUGUUAAGCCAGCUGUAAUUGAAUUGCCCCGAGUGAAGAUCCUGAAUGAGCUCUAUGAUACGCCAGAUCGACAGUUUCCUGUUGGAACUGCGAUAACGUUAACCUGUCAAGGACAGGUAGGGAGUGACAAAAGCAAUACUGUCAGAUGGUGCGCAAAAAGGGUCAGUGAAUUCAGUUUCACCGGAUUGGCCCAAACCCCGAUCCACUCAGAGGCUUCUCUAUCAGGGUGUCAGUACACACGGUCUAGUACUAUCACCUACAAGUUGAAUGACGUAGACACCUUUACACAGCUUUUGUGCGAGUCCGGGUAUUCUGGUUUGUGCGGAACAGGAACAGCAAUUCAAUAUGUCAACAUCAGCAUUACUGUUACAGAAGGGUCCUCUACCACCAGUGCUCCUUCAACAGAUGAGGGAUCUUCCACCAUCAAUGCACCUACGACAGAUGAUGCGUCCGAAAACAACGAUACUCUUACAACAGAUUUUUCAGGCACAUCAGCUUCCGGUACCAUCGCUGGAGGAAUCACUGUACUCGUUCUACUCAUUCUUCUUGUCGUCUAGUUCCUGUCUAUUUGUAAAUACACCGAUCAGCAACUUUUUUAACAAACAAAAGACUUUACAGGCCAAGUUAUACCGUGAACUUGAAUCAGCUAUACUAUUCCUAUAGCUUACAUUAUGAAGAGUUUUAUACUGGAUUAUUUUGAUAUUUGUGUUAAAUAUAAAUAUAUAUAAAAUUAUGAUAUCUAUAAUUAUUGCUAAAAAUUGUCUUUCAUGUACAAUUGUGCUUAUUUAUAACCACAUUUGGAUUACUUUCUUUAGUUUAUGGGAAUGAUAAAUACCUUUAAAAAUCGCAACAUUUUUUAACAUAAAUAGUUAAAAAUAUGACGUUUUCUGAUUUCGUCUAUUAACCUGUUAAGUCAUGUACUUGAUAGACCAUAAUUAAUCACCUAAUUGUAAUUUUCUACGGAUGUUUUUUUCUCGAUUACAACUUAUAGCACACGGCGGAUGUGACAUGUCGGUAGUGGAUGCUCACUCCUCCAAAUUAGCUGAUCCUACCUCUAACUUUUUGAGAGGUGCUACUGUUUUGUAUUUUUCCUUUGGAUUUUUUAUUUCGAACACUUUCGUUAUUACCACAUGUCAUUUUUUACAGUCUGAUUUCUUAUAAGGGCAUGGUCAUGAUCUUAGGUCAUGAUCUUAGUUUUUAAAAAAAUCUGUUUUAAAUAUUUACAAAGUAAGGCAUUUCAAUAUAUAGUCAACCAAUAUUUGAAUGUCAGUCGUCGGGUUAUGAGCGAGAUACAGAGCUCACUUUACACUCAUUGCAUGAUGUCCUGGAUAUAUGAAGACUUAAUUCCCCAAGAAAAAUCAAUUUGAAUAAAUCUUCAUAUCCCCGAGGGUAUUUGACUUUUCUGGGGCGAUUAAAUCUUCAUAUUUCCAGGAAAAUAAACGUUUUAUUACACCGAACAACAGAUGAUUACACAAAAUAUGUCCAUUUCAAUUUUGUUGACUUUUAUUUCGAAAGCAAUAACGUCGCGUUAUUUCGCCUCAUUAAAAUUCGCCCUUGACGUUUAGGCGGGUAUGAUUGUGACAUUGAUUGCAAAACAAAAAUAAAUCUGUACAUUCUG